GCAAGGGCUUUCGCCGUGACAAGUGGUGCCCACCGCCAGGACGAACAUCGUCUGCGGCGGCUUUGGCCCACCCUGGCCAGCAUCAAACGGGUGCAGGACCUUUCCGAGAAGGAUUUGCGUGCAAGCAUCAAGCCUCGAGCACUGGCGAUCUACGAGGCCCUGGGCGCUGGAGCGCUCUCGCCGCUCCGUGGCAACCCUGCUGGAGCCAAUCUGCACAGCCUGCGGAAGCUCAUGAUGGUGCUUGAGUUGGCGCAAGACUACGAGAAGCAGCGCGGCUGCCGCUUCCAGUGGCUGCUUCACAGCCGUUUGGACAUGAUAUGGGUGACCAACCAUCCGCCUUUGGCGUUCUUUGACAAGUCAAAGAUUUGGACUGCGCCGCUCUGGGGUGCCCGCGGCGUUGAACUUGACAACCGGUUCAUCGUCAACGAUUGGCACGCCAUCGUCCCGCGCCACAUGGCCAAAGCUUACUGGGGCCGGUGGAGCCUCAUCCAAAAGGGGUUGGUACCUUGGACGCCAGUGAGUGAGCCUGGCGAGCUGCUAGCGUCUACACUGAGCUUGCUCCAGGUGCCCAUCGGCCAGUUUGAGGCGAUUUUCUGCUUGGAAAACUGCCACACUUGGACCUGCCAGUUCAAGUCCUGGCUCCCGCCGGAAAUGCGAAGGUCACGCUGGAGGUGGCCCGAUAGCAGGAAACGCCUGGCCGGCCUAGCGCUAGCGCUAGGCCGUGGCGAGCUGCGAUGGGUGCGCGAAGCUGGAGGAGAGUGCCCGAGUGGUACUCAGCAGCAGCAGCAGCAGCAGCAGCUUUUGCUUCACCACAGAAGUCAGCUUGAGAGCAAAAAUAUGAGAGAGCUCCGGGUUUUCCUCGCGCUUGUGGGAGCCGUCUUGGCGGCACCGGAAGAAACAUGCCUUGUUCAGAAGCGAAUGAAAGAUGCAGUGAUGGCAAGUUUGGCUUCAAAUCGGUCCAAUUCUUCGAGGCGUUUUACCCCUGGUGAUGUGCUUCCGUUCGAUUUCGAGCUUGACCCAAUCGAGAUGAAGAACUGUAUGACGCCGGCUAGCCCGCUGACACCAGACGGCACCAACGGCGACUGCUUUUCCAUCUGCUUCUUUACCUUUUGGCUUUGUGAAGGCAUUUUUGAUAUAGCCGACAACGUGUGCGAUGCCUAUGCGGACAUAGGUGCGGCAGGAAUGGGAGCAGCCAUCACUGCCGGCAUCGCCGCAGCGAUCCCGGGUGUUGUUUGGGACUUGCCCAUCGCUGCAACGAUUGGCUUGCUGGCGAAGGAGUUCCUGGAGCCCCUGUUCGACCGGAUCGUGGAGCGCAUAUGCCAACCUUCCGAUGCUCUUGGAGACACAAUAUCGCUCACCGACGAGUGCGUGGACUCCAUGAAGCUGUAUGAGGACAAGCUCACUGGCGUUGUGCAGAAGGCAGGAACGACUCUCAAUGGUAUGCUGGAGGGCAACCUCCAGGACUGCUGUAGCACAAACAUGCGACGACGUCGACGGCUUGGCUACUGCAGCAAUGUUGAGCGUCGUCGCCGCUGCAUGGUCGAUUGGAACCCCACCGAUGUUGAUGAGUGCUACAACCCCGAGGACGAGCUAGAAGAGCUUUACGAGGAGGGCGUCACAAUUUCCGUGCAAAGUGCUUCAGACCUCCCUGACACGGACACCUUCGGGCAGAGCGACCCAUACGUUAUCUGCAAGGAUGAGUAUGAGGAAGAAGACGAGUUUCAGACGAAGACUGUGCACGGCGCAGGCGCCAACCCCGUGUGGACGCAGGGCGGUGGUGACGGCUGGCUAUCGACCUGGGAGGCUGGCGAGGACGUGCACUGCGAGAUUUGGGAUGAAGACACCGGCCGGAUGGAUGACCUCAUGGGCACCUUUACCAUUCCCGCCAAAGUGCUCGAUGGUGUGGAGCGCUUGAAGGACGACGAGGAGAUCAACUGGCAGUCUGAGGUCAAGGUUCACGGGGAUGACGGCUGGUUUCCGUUUCCUUUGGCGGCCAACCAAACCCCCGACGAGAAGAAGCUCGAAGUGAGCAAGUCCUCCAUGUCUCAGAUCUCCGAGAUAAGAGUGCUGGAUGCGGGAUUCUGA
Molecule: messenger RNA, 2085 nt
Organism: Symbiodinium necroappetens
Lineage: Eukaryota; Dinophyceae; Suessiales; Symbiodiniaceae
Source: the annotation of a GenBank genome assembly